Anastrepha obliqua is the source of this 1169-nucleotide messenger RNA. It is a transcript of the gene SCCRO, whose product is annotated as DCN1-like protein. Lineage: Eukaryota; Metazoa; Arthropoda; Insecta; Diptera; Tephritidae. Gene Ontology annotation, cellular component: ubiquitin ligase complex. Bases 173 to 1087 code for a protein of 304 amino acids. Gene Ontology annotation, molecular function: ubiquitin conjugating enzyme binding; cullin family protein binding; ubiquitin-like protein binding. Gene Ontology annotation, biological process: positive regulation of ubiquitin-protein transferase activity; protein neddylation. The transcript is spliced from 3 exons. The record is from RefSeq and is a predicted model, not a curated record.
CGUAACAAUCAGUCAGCGAACAUCAGCGCAAAACGAAUCACAAAAAUAGCAAACGAAAGAAAUUCGAAAUAGAGAAGGCGAGGAAAAUUAAUUUUUUUGUAAAAGACAUUUUUGAAACGUCGGAACAGGAAAUUUUCCCACGACACACUUUCAGACAAUUAGCUCUACCGAGAUGAAUAAAUUGAAGUCCACACAAAAAGAUAGGGUGAAACGAUUUAUAUCGCUAACGCAGACGGGCGAACAAACGGCGAUAUAUUGCCUGCAGCAGAAUGACUGGAAGUUGGAGUUAGCUAGCGAUAAUUACUUUCAGAACCCAGAAUACUAUUAUCGUGAAUUGGAUCGUAAACGUAUUGAACAACUAUUCCUGCGUUAUCGCGAUCCUUGCGAGCCACAAAAGAUUACCGCAGAUGGAGUUAUACGCUUCUUAGACGAUCUCGCAUUGAGCCCCGAAUCUAAGUUGGUUUUAAUUAUUGCCUGGAAAUUUCGUGCUGAGAUUCAAUGCGAGUUUAAACGCGAUGAAUUCGUGAAUGGUAUGGGAGAUCUAGGCGUGGACAGUAUCGAAAAGCUGAAAGCGAAGUUGCCGCAGUUGGAAAUGGAGUUAAAUGAUACAUCAAAGUUUAAGGACUUUUAUCAGUUCACUUUCAAUUAUGCCAAGGAUCCGGGCCAAAAAGGAAUAGAUCUGAAUAUGGCCAUUGUAUACUGGAAGAUUGUUCUCAGUAGCCGAUUCAAAUUCUUGGAUUUGUGGUGCAGAUUUUUGGAGGAAAAACAUAGGCGGUCCAUACCAAAAGACACUUGGAAUUUGCUUCUGGACUUCGCUACCCACAUUGAUGACAAUAUGAGUAAUUAUGAUUCAGAGGGUGCAUGGCCAGUGCUUAUUGAUGAUUUUGUCGAAUGGUGUCAAGAAAAUCAUCUGAUGGCAACGCAGCAGCACCCGCAGCAACAACAGCAUCAUCAGCUACUGCAACAACAACUUGCUAACUAUCAACCCCAGCUACAAUCUAUGCAGGCGCAGCAGCAACCACAGCAGCGCAACAUAUCCAACAGUUAUCAGCCGACCUCGCAUAGUACAAACAUUAAUUAUGGCUAACGUUUAUUUAAUAUCUUAAUUAUUUUAAUAAUAAAUUUGCUUUUAUUCUUAUUAUUAUAAAUAAUUAUAGUAUAAACAUUGA